AUGGCAGAGGAAGUUCCAGCAACAGCGUCUUUCACUCCAUACGUUCACUCUCAAACCCUAACUUCCCACAUUGGCGCCGUCUCCUCCGUGAAAUUCUCCCCCGAUGGCCGCCUCCUCGCUUCAGCCUCCGGCGACAAGACAGUCCGCACUUACGCUAUCAACAUCGACGGAGAUCCAAUUGCCGAUCCCGUACGGCAGUUCACCGGCCACGAGAGCGGCCUCUCCGAUGUUGCCUUCUCUUCAGACUCGAGGUUUAUCGUCUCAGCUUCCGAUGACAAGACCUUAAAGCUCUGGGACGUUGAAACCGGUUCACUGAUCAAGACGCUUAACGGGCACACUAAUUUCGUCUUCUGCGUCAACUUCAAUCCUCAAUCCAACAUGAUUGCCUCUGGAUCAUUCGACGAAACCGUUCGGAUCUGGGAUGUGAAAACCGGAAAGUGUUUGAAAGUCCUCCCCGCGCAUUCCGAUCCCGUCACCGCCGUGGAUUUCAAUCGCGACGGCUCGCUCAUCGUUUCGAGCAGCUACGAUGGUUUGUGCCGCAUUUGGGACUCAGGGACUGGACAUUGCGUGAAAACCCUAAUUGACGAUUGUAAUCCUCCUGUUUCCUUCGUUAGAUUCUCUCCCAACAGUAAAUUCAUCCUCGUUGGCACUCUCGAUAACACUCUGAGGUUGUGGAACAUUGCUUCUGCUAAGUUCAUCAAAACAUACACUGGUCAUGCGAACGCACAGUACUCCAUUUCCUCUGCGUUCUCCGUGAAAAAUGGGAAGCAAAUCAUCAGUGGAUCAGAGGACGGAUGUAUAUACAGGUGGGAGCUGAACUCCAGGAAGAUGAUUCAGAAACUUGAAGGUCAUACUGAGCCCGUCAUGAGCGUGGCUUGCCACCCGACAGAGAACUUGAUGGCAUCAGGUUCACUCGACAAGUCUAUAAGAAUCUGGACACAGAAGAAAGAAUGA
Messenger RNA from Microthlaspi erraticum, 954 nucleotides. NCBI's taxonomy places the organism in Eukaryota, Viridiplantae, Streptophyta, Magnoliopsida, Brassicales, Brassicaceae. The record is from the annotation of a GenBank genome assembly.